AUGAUGGAAACUAUUAUGAAUAUUGCCAAAUGGAUAAAACAAACGAUCAGUCAAAUGAAUUUAUUCGAAGUUGAAAUGACACGUUCAGAAGAACUUGAUUUACGAAAAGCCAUUAUAUCAACACGUAUCUUUAUUAUAUUAUUAACAUUUACUCUCACCAUUCUUACAGUUUAUUCGGCGUUGGAUGAUCAAAAUCAAACAAUUAUCGUUCUAAAUCCAACUCAAUCUGAUUUCGAAAAUCUUUAUCGAAAAUAUCCAAAUACAUUAGCAUGUCCAUGCACGGAUAUUGCCAUUCCAUAUCGUUCAUUUAUUUCAAUAAUUCCAGAAUAUCAUCCAGUUUGUUCAAGUAUCUUCGUUUCUGAUAAUUGGAUCAAUAUAUUAUUUAAUCCGAAUAUAAGUUAUUAUUAUCCACUUGAUUUUCGUUCAUCUGCAAGUGGUCAAUUCCAAAUACUUUCUUCAUUUUGUUCUCUUUCUAAAAGAUUUGUUAAUGAUACAAUUGAUGAUUUUCUUUCAAAUGUUUUUCUGACUCCGGUUGUGCUUUCAUCAUAUUUACUUGAUCUUCAAAGUCAAGCACAAAGUUCAUUUAUACAAACAUUAACGAGCAAUGCUUUUCGACAAUUACUUCAAUUAGUUCGUAGUACAACGUUUACUAAUCAAUUGCAAACAGCUUUACGAACUUCAUCAUAUUUAGGAUUCUAUAUUUUUCCGAAUGGUAAAACAGCAACAUAUGCAAUUCAGAAUUUUUACUCUAGUAAUAAUAACACAAUAUGUUAUUGUGGUUUACAAUCUACUUGUUCAUCAUCAGUAUGUGGUUUUUUUGAUUUAUUUGCUUAUGAUACUAAAGGUGACUAUACAUCUUCGAUGUCACUUAUAGUCAAUGUACCUGGAUUUGUAGCUGAAUGUUAUGCCAUUGAAUCACUUCUUCAAUCGACACUUGAAUGUUUUUUUGAUUCAACAUGUAUAAAUACUGUACUACGAUUCCUUUCGAAUAAUAAUAUGACAGAUAUUAAACAACUUGAUGUUAAUCAAACUCAAUUUUCACCUCGAACUACUAUUGAUACACUUUUUACUAAUUUAUUUAUUGAAAAAUGGUCAACAAUAAGUUCUUUCACAGAAUAUUAUAAAAAAUGUUCUCCCAUUCUAUGUACAUAUACGUUCAUUCAACGUAAUAGUGCCCUUUAUAUCAUAACAAAACUAUUAAGUCUUUACGGUGGACUAGUUAUUGUACUUCGUUUUUGUCUACCUUAUAUCAUUAUUUGGUGGUAUAACCGUAAAAACAAUCAAACAAGAAAUAACACACCUGAAUAUCAAGCAGAACGUAUAGUCGAUUUUAAAGGUUCUGGUCAAACAUUUUUCGUUGCUUUGCAAACAUUAUGUUCACUUGCUAAAACAACAGUAUUCAAUGCUUGGUAUAAUUUUAAACAAUCUGCAUACAUCACUGACCAGGUUGUAUCUAAAAAAGAAAUGAUAGAACAUAUACAAACAACACUUAAUCAAUUUCAUUCAAACACAGUAGCUCAAUUUAAACAAAGUCUUACACUUAUUCAAUUUCAUUCAAUUAAUAUGUAUGCAGUAGGAGCUGGCAAUGUUCGUUUAGAAACUUAUACCUCAGCUAAUUCCACUAAUCAAUAUUUGGCCUUUUAUUAUAAACAGGUAUAUUGGGAUAAUUGUUCUUGUACAUUAAAUGACAAUUGUGUGUCUCCAAUGGGUUUUUAUAAUUAUUCUCAAAAAGAUUUGGCUUAUCCAAGUUCUUUAAUAUUUAAUAUACCACAAUUCUUUAUUGGUUGUUUUGUCUUACAAUCUGUUCUUCAAUCAUCACUUGAAUGUUUUUUCAAUCAAACAUGUUUAGAUGCUGUUCAAUUUCAAAUUCGUUCAAGUCAAUCAAUUAAUAUAACUAUUCUUCAAGCAAAUACAACUCGAUUUUUACCUGAAACACUUAUUAAAGUCAUAGUCGAUAAUCUCAUGCUCGAACAAUGGGGUGAUAAUAUUCAAUAUAGUCAAUAUUAUCAACAAUGUGCACCGGAAUCUUGUUCUUAUACAAUUACAUCACACAAUGAUUUUUCAUAUAUUAUAACACUUUUAAUUAGUUUAUUUGGUGGAGUUUCAAUGGCAUUGAAAUUAGCCAUUCCUAUCAUUGUCCGUUGGAUACGAAAUCUGUAUCGACCCAAUAUCAAUCCAAUAGAGAUAUUUAUUCUACGUUUAGUUCCUUCUCCUAGAAUUUUUCAACGGCUAUGCUUAGUAUGGAAUAAAUUUAAGAUGAAGAUAAUAAAUUUGAAUAUAUUUGAAAGUGAAUUAUCAUAUAAUAAUGAUCAUCGUCGUCGAAAAGAGAUAAUUAAAAUUCGAAUCUAUAUUUUAUUACUUACAAUAAAUAUUACAAUACUUAUUAUUUAUAAUUCAUUUUCUAUUCAAACUCAAUACACAACAAUCUCACAUCCAUCUCAAGAAACAUUCAAUAAUCUUCUAAUGAAUCUUCAAUAUUCGCCAACACUCGAAUGUCAAUGUCAGAAUAUAACUAUUCUCUACAAUUCUUUUAUUUUGAUCAGUCCUUAUUAUCAUCAACUUUGUUCGAGUGACUUUAUUAACAUGAAUUCUGGGUGGAUUAAUAUGCUUUACUCAUAUGGAAUCGAUGAAGAACAUCCAUAUGAUGACUUUCAAUUAUUUGCUUUACCACAGUUUCGUACAUUGUCUUCAUUAUGCAAUCUUGCUAAUCAAACAUUGACCGAUAGUUUAACUUCAUUUGCCUCAGAAGUACUGAUUAAUAAACAAGUACAAUCUCGUGAAGCCAUUGAAUCACAAGCUGAAACCAUUAUAACUCAAUUUCGUUUAUCAACAUGUCGAACAUUUGUUCGUAUGCUCGAUUUUAUUCGUGAGAUGGCUCAAGGUAAUGGAAUUGUUUCAACUAUUCAAUCGAAUUGGUAUUUUCAUUCAAUAAACAGAAUACAGUUUUCAUCAGUGUGGGCUACACCACGUUCAUAUGGUGAUGAAAAUAAUUGUUCUUGUGGUACAAACUCUAUGUGUACUUCUCUCGCACUAAUCAAUGGUUCAUUAAUACCUGGUUUUCGUAUUGGUUGUUAUGUACUCGACUCUCUUCUUCAAUCAACUUUAGAAUGUCUUUACAAUGUUAGUUGUAUUGAUCAAAUCAAAUAUCUUUAUAAUGUUACAAAUAUCGUUAUUCGUUCACUCAAUCAAAGCUUUUCUUUUCCAAAUGAAACUGUUCAAAGUCUUGUUGAUAAUCUUCUAAUUGAUAAAUUGGAAAGCAAUGUGUCUUAUGAACAAUAUUAUGCUGUAUGUUCACCUCUCUCGUGUACAUAUUCAAUCAACAAACGAGUUAAUCCAAUAUAUAUUAUAACAGUCAUUAUCGGUCUUUAUGGUGGAUUGACUGUUGCAUUGAAACUUGUGACUUCUCUUCUAAUGGAGAUACAAUAUUAUUUCAUGAUAAUUAUUCGAAGAAGAAGAAUCGAACC
This is a messenger RNA of Rotaria sp. Silwood1, 3464 nucleotides long. The record is from the annotation of a GenBank genome assembly. NCBI's taxonomy places the organism in Eukaryota, Metazoa, Rotifera, Eurotatoria, Philodinida, Philodinidae.